Messenger RNA from Protobothrops mucrosquamatus (brown spotted pit viper), 5710 nucleotides. It is a transcript of the gene FBXO38, whose product is annotated as F-box protein 38. Gene Ontology annotation, biological process: protein K48-linked ubiquitination; SCF-dependent proteasomal ubiquitin-dependent protein catabolic process. The record is from RefSeq and is a predicted model, not a curated record. Bases 118 to 3942 code for a protein of 1274 amino acids. NCBI's taxonomy places the organism in Eukaryota, Metazoa, Chordata, Lepidosauria, Squamata, Viperidae. The transcript is spliced from 23 exons. Gene Ontology annotation, molecular function: protein binding. Gene Ontology annotation, cellular component: nucleus; cytoplasm.
GUUGUGAGGCAGUGGGGAGGAAGCGUCUCCUGGGCUAGCUCGGAUUAAGAGUCUCAAUGAGGAAAGUUUUACUGUUCUUAGAAGUGGAGUACCCUAUAAUCUGCAAGUACAAUAAAAAUGGGGCCUAGACGGAAAAAUGUGAAAGUGUAUUCCACAAACCGGGAAAGCCCUGUAUGCAUUAAAGCUGCUGAGCUGAAAGACUACAUGAACCAGCUUUCACAUGAAGUGCUUUGCCAUAUCUUUAGGUAUCUUCCCCUCCAGGAUAUCAUGUGCAUGGAAUGCCUCUCCCGGAAGUUAAAGGAAGCUGUCAUCUUGUACCUAAGAGUAGUUAAAGUUGUGGAUCUCUGCGCAGGUCGCUGGUGGGAGUACAUGCCCACUGGAUUCACAGAUUCCAGCUUCCUAACCUUGCUGAAGAAAAUGCCAGACAUUGAGCAGCUGUAUGGCCUUCAUCCCAGGCACCUUGACAGACGUAGGGUUCGGGGUUAUGAAGCCUUCAGCAUUCCUGGGGUGCUAGAAGCUUUGCAGGCUUGCCCAAAUCUCUUGGGUGUUGAGACUUCCCAUUUGGAACUAGUAGAAGCCAUUUGGACAUACAUGCCCCAAGUUCACAUCCUAGGGAAGUUUCGUAAUCGUAAUGGUGCCUUCCCAAUUCCACCUGAAAAUAAAUUGAAAAUACCAAUAGGAGCUAAAAUUCAAACUUUGCACUUAGUAGGAGUUAAUGUCCCUGACAUUCCUUGUAUUCCAAUGCUGAGGCAUCUGUACCUGAAGUGGGUGAGACUCACCAAACCACAACCUUUUAAGGAUUUCCUUUGCAUCAGCUUACGCACUUUUGUCAUGAGAAAUUGUGCAGGACCCACAAACUCAUUGAAGUAUGUUCCCCUGGUCACUGGCUUAGCUUCUGCUCGAAACUUAGAACAUCUAGAAUUGGUUCGAGUUCCUUUUCUUGGAGGUCUCAUUCAGCAUGUUGUAGAAGACAGCUGGAGAUCUGGGGGCUUCAGAAAUUUGCACACUAUAGUUCUAGGAGCUUGUAAGAAUGCUUUGGAAGUUGAUCUUGGCUACCUCAUCAUAACUGCUGCACGAAGAUUGCAUGAAGUACGAAUUCAGCCUUCCUUAACCAAAGAUGGAGUAUUCUCUGCACUAAAAAUGGCAGAAUUGGAAUUUCCCCAGUUUGAAACACUACAUCUUGGAUAUGUUGAUGAGUUUUUGUUACAGUGUAAAAUGAUCAAUGCAGAUCUGGUGAAGUAUGGAUUAGCCGAUGUGGUUGAAAAUCCAGGCAUUAUCACAGACAUAGGAAUGAAAGCAGUAAACGAAGUCUUCUCUUCAAUUAAAUAUCUUGUCAUAUACAAUUGCCCUCAUUUACAUAAUCCAAGUAGCUGGAUCACAGAUCAUUCAAGAUGGACUCGGCUUUUUGAUCUCACCCUGGUGAGAUGCCAUGCAAUAAAACUAGACUCUUUUAGCCAGUUUAUUGAAUUACUACCAAGCCUGGAGUUUAUCUCUCUGGACCAGAUGUUUCGGGAACCACCCAAGGGUUGUGCUCGUGUAGGUCUGAGUGCAGGUACAGGAAUCGGAGUUUCCUCUGCUUUGGUGAGCAACCAGAAUUCCAACAAUGAAAAUGACAACAAUAAUAACCACCAGAACAAUAAUGCCAAUAUUUACCAUAAUAACCACCAACAACCGAAUGAUCAAAAUGAAGAGAAUGAAUUGCGACAGGAGGAGCAGAUGGAGGAACAGCAGAAUGCAGCAGAUGGUCUGAGUGCAGGUACAGGAAUCGGAGUUUCCUCUGCUUUGGUGAGCAACCAGAAUUCCAACAAUGAAAAUGACAACAAUAAUAACCACCAGAACAAUAAUGCCAAUAUUCACCAUAAUAACCACCAACAACCGAAUGAUCAAAAUGAAGAGAAUGAAUUGCGACAGGAGGAGCAGAUGGAGGAACAGCAGAAUGCAGCAGAUGGAAUCUUUAGUAUUAGAAGAUGGUUAGAGCAGCACUCUAGUUAUUACCAGGUUGAUAAUAGGUAUGGAUUUAGUUACAACAACAACAAGUUCAAUGUUGAAACAUUUGAAAGGCCAGACUGGGGACACAUUAUCCUGGAAGAGGUGAGUCAUGACUUAAGGAACAAGAAUAAUCGAUUAUUGAUGUUUUCGUCUUUUUCAGGACCUAGUGGUCUUCAGCCUAGUGUAAAGCUAGCACCUAUUACAGUACAUGAUUCAGACAGUGAAGAUGAAGAUGAAAACAUGGCAAGCUCAAGAUCCUGUAUCACAAACAGCAUUGCACAAAGUUACUCAGAUGGAGAGGAAAGAGUUAGAGAUCCAGUGGAAAUCCAGGAACCCUUAGCAGUGAGUGGUAAAGGCAAAGCUCCACUGCGGAAAAGAUGCAGUGCCAGUCGGGUGAAGCUUUUUCUUUCUGAGGAGAGCAGCUGUGAAAAGGGCUGUCAAGUCACCAGUGAGCAGAUUAAAGCAGAUAUGAAAGCAGCCAGUGAUGUGACCACAGAAAAAAAUAAAAACAAAGAUUGUAACCCAAGCUGUGGUGGGGACACUGGACCUCCAGGAAGCUCGUCCGCUGCUGCUUCUCAAAGCCCGGAAGAUGUCAGGAAAGCAGAUAGCUCUAAUGAGUCCCUUUCUGUAGCUGCAGAGGAUUCUGGGAAGUGUCUCUGUAGGAAUGAAGAUUCCAGUGAGCGGGAUGAUGAAGAUAAUUCUUUAUGCUCCAGGUGUUCCUGCUAUGUGCCGCAGAGCCAGCAAAAGAGAACUAAUGGAGCUUCUGAUGAUGAAUCUCCAUCUACCAGUGGAGCCUGUGGUACAAAUGGGCCAUCGGUGGGAGGAGCAGAACUUUCUCUGAGAACAUUAGCAAACAAUGAUUCCUCAGGGGAAGCCAGCAAUGAGAGGACUAAUGAGGGUGUCGGUGAGAUUGCUAAUGAGGAGGGCAGUACUUUACAGCAAGCAAGGUUUGAAAUGGAACAUAAUGAAGAUUAUCCUCGUAGGCCUUUAACAAGAGCCAGAAGUAGGCUUUCCCAUGUGCCUUUGGUGUCUCAGCCCGAAGCAGCUAAACCAAAAUCUCGACAUUCAGUGAAGAGAAAACGGACAGCUGACAAGUCCACAAGCACCAGUGAUCCUGUGAUUGAGGAUGACCACAUCCAGGUUUUGAUACUAAAAUCAAAAAACCUUGUUGGAAUCACAUUGACUAACUGUGGCAUAACAGACCUGGUGCUGAAAGACUGCCCUAAAAUGAUGUUCAUUCAUGCCACCAGGUGUCGUGUUCUUAAGCACUUAAAAGUAGAGAAUGCACCCAUUGUCAAUCGAUUUGAUUAUGCUCAAUGCAAGAAAUUAAAUAUGGAUCAGGUCCUUGAUCAGAUACUUCGAAUGCCUCCAGAGAGAAACCGGAUUAUUUACCUUCGUCCAAUGCAACAGGUUGACACACUAACUCUUGAGCAAAAAAUAUUUAGUGGUCCUUACCCAUAUCAUAUCUGUGUCAUUCACGAAUUCAGUAACCCUCCAAAUGUUCGCAAUAAAGUCCGGAUUCGUAGCUGGAUGGACACAAUAGCAAAUAUCAAUCAAGAGCUUAUUAAAUAUGAAUUCUUUCCUGAAGCCACACGAACAGAAGACGAUCUAAAAAAAUAUACAAGAUAUCCAUGGGGGAGAGACAUUUACACUCUAGAAGGUAUUGUGGAUGGAGCUCCCUAUUCAAUGAUAACUGAUUUUCCAUGGUUGAGGUCCCUGAGGACAGCUGAUCCUAAUGGCUAUGCAAGAUAUGAUUUUGAAGAUGAUGAAAAGACUACUAUUUAUGCUCCCCGGAGAAAAGGACAACUGUCGGCAGAUAUCUGCAUGGAAACAAUAGGUGAAGAGAUCUCUGAACUCCGUCAGAUGAAGAAAGGGGUAUUUCAGAGGGUGGUUGCUAUCUUCAUCCAUUACUGUGAUGUUAAUGGGGAGCCAGUAGAAGACGAUUACAUCUGAAUGCAUCCAGCUGCAAGCUCUCUCAGGCCUUCCUGUGUUUUGACUGGCAUUGCCAGCACAGAAACCAGAUGGAUUUCACCCACUGCUGUAGUGCACUGAGAAGUCUUCGCAUUUGUGUGCUUCACAAUUAUCACCCCCAACAUCUAUUGGAAGACUGUGUAGCAAAUGUAUCGGAAGUUGCAGUGAAUGCUGAGGACCCUACAUAAAAAUCCUCAUGAAGUUGACUUUAUUUCAUAUGUUUAUAUUACGAGAUUUAAUUAACAUUUUAUUUUAAUGAAGGCAAUUAAUUACGGCAAGGCAAAAAAAAUUGAAUUUCUUAGCUCAUAUAAUUCAUAGCAGUAUUUUUGUUGGUUUGCCAGAAGCAAAAACCCUACAUAUGUUGUGUUCAGAAGCCACAGGAGUCUUUUAAUCUGUGCCUUCCCCCCCCCUCCCCCUUACACAUCUAAGAGUCCAUUCUGAGUAAAUCUAUUGAACAGCCUUUGAGUCUUGUGCGGUUUUUCAAGGGGAAGUGAAAUUGGAAGACCUAAACCAGUGACAAAUGGCAGAAGAGGAAAGAGCAGCCAUGCAAGCAAUUAUCCCAGAAAACAAAUUAAAACCAGUCUGAGUGUUCAAAUGAAAGCACUAGUGGACUAGACGGUUCAAGGUAAAUAAAAAGCAAUAAACUAAUAAAUGAAUUUCCUCUGUUGCAGUUUUCUUCUUCAGUACAUAUAACUUUUAGGAAAGAUGCAAGUACAUUCUAUUUUUUUAAACUAGUCCACUAGUUUUCUAUGUGUGGCUGCUCAAUGUUACUUUUGCCUGAGUUCUGUAAUGCUACUUUUUACAUCUGUUUGAUUGGAUUUACCCAAAACACAUUUCAUGAGUCCACUUGGAACGAUAAUUCUGCAUAGCUUUUUCAACAUCUUCUGACGGGGACUGAAAAGUCUCAAAAAAUACUAUCUGUGUAAUAGCUUGUAUGCUUAUAACUGGUAUCAUAGAAGUGAGCUAAACCAAAUAAUAUUGCCAAUAGUUAUUGUCCUGUCAGAAUACUUAAUUCAUCUGAAGUGUAUAGUAAUUUACUAUAUAAUAAGUAGAUUAACAUUUUGUUCCUAUUAUGUUAAUGAUGUGACAUUUAUUUCUAUUAUAAGAACAGUCAAAAAAGAAGAAUUGCAUUUCAGUUCCAUUGUUUAUUUGCUGUGUUGUGAACAGGGUGUUGUGAACCCUGAAAAUGACAACAUAUUCCUUUCUUCUCUGGAUGGCCUUGAGAUAGCUAAAUUAGUUGCAUAAUUAGGCAUUUCAAAAACAAGAUUACCAAUUCUCUCAAGUAAUAUAUUGACACUAAACGUGACAUAAUCAAGGUUCAAAUAAAGUACCAUUGCUUAAUAGCAGUUAGAUAUGAAUAGGUUUCCUGCUCAGCAAGUGGAAAUGUAUGGUGAUUGGUGUCCAAUCGUGUUUUUCUAUUAUGUAUGUCUCUAGAGAACUUAUCUCUCUGCUUUUUCAUGCUGGUCUGAAGCAAUAAUUAUACUUUUUGCAUUCAUUAGUGACACUGAGAAGAGGGGUGUGUGAAAGGCAAGAAUAAAAAGCAUAAUCAAGGAUUUAUGUUCUAUAUUAGUACAGAACUAAGCCCCAUGAUAAAGUUGGCUUCAUUUUAUUUGUAUUUUUUUAACUGUAUAAACAAUAGUAAUUUGUAUGUAUAUUUAUCUGUGGUUGAGUUGUGUUUGAUGUGAGUGUCAGUGUUUGCACAAGAGCAUAUACGUAUACUGAUGUUAUCUGAAUCCCUUCUAUUUUGCUU